AUGUUCUUUCUGCCCAAGAUCCUUGCUCGUGCCGACGACGAGCCGCCCGUGUCCGGAGCGGCAUUUGCGUCCGCCAACGAGAAGAAUGUUGCCGACACUAACAAUGCGACGACCGUGGCAAAGACGGAUUCAAGCCGUGAUGAUUCCUCCGCCGAGGCCCAGGCUGGUGUUUUGGAGAUGGAGGCAAUCUCCAAAGUAUGGAGCAGAAACCACGUCGUCAUAGCAUACGUCUUCAUCUGGAUCAUCUACUUCGUGGACUCGAUGCACUCCAGCAUGUCCUUCACGCUCACGGCCUACGUCACCAGCUCAUUUCGACAGCACGGACUCACGGCCACCACAAACGUCUUUGCAAACUUGAUCGGAGGUCUCUUCCGGCUGCCGCUGGCCAAGAUCCUCGACAUCUGGGGUCGGCCGCAGGGCUUCGCGUUAGUCGUCUUGUUCUUGGUCAUCGGCCUGGUCAUGAUGGCCGCCUGCCAAAAUGUCGAGACCUAUGCCGCGGCACAGGUCUUUUACUGGAUCGGGUGCGUUCUGUUCUGUUGCUCACCUGGCCGGUGCCGCUACUACGUUUCCAAAAAAACAAAGGGCAAACAAGCUAAUCCAGGCAUUGCCAGGUUCAACGGCAUCGCGUACACGCUGCAGGUCUUCAUUGCCGACACCUCGGAACUGAAGAACCGAGCCUUCUUCUUCGCCUUGACGACGUCGCCGUUUCUCAUCACGACGUGGGCCAGUGGCCCGGCAGCCAGUAGCUUCCUCACCGGCGCCGGCUGGAGAUGGGCCUUUGGGACCUUUUGCAUCGUCGUCCCGGUGGUGUGCUCCCCCAUUCUCGUGCUCUUCCUGUACAACCACUUCAAGGCCAAGAAGUUGGGUGCCUUGCCGCCGAGACGGCCCUCUGGACGGACGCCCUUGGAAAGUGUAAGGCACUACCUGAUUCAGUUUGACGUUGUCGGGCUGCUUUUGGCCGCGGCCGGUAUGGCGCUGUUCCUGCUGCCGUUCAACAUCUACCAGUUCCAGGCUGAGCAGUGGGGGUCCCCCAUGAUCAUUGCCAUGAUUGUCGUUGGCGUGGUUCUUCUCGUUGUCUUUGCCCUCUAUGAGAAGUACGUGGCGCCAGUGCAGUUCAUCCCUUACCAGCUGCUGGUGGACAGGACCGUCAUGGGCGCGUGCGUCUUGGGCGCCAUUGGCUUCAUCAGCUUUUACAUCUGGAACGGCUUCUUCUCGUCGUUUCUCCAGGUGGUUGUUGGCCUGACGGUGACGGAGGCGACAUACGUCGGACGAACCUACAACAUGGGAAGCUGCUUCUGGGCCCUCGUUGUCGGCGUCAUUGUUCGGUGGAGCGGCCGGUUCAAGUGGCUGGCAUUUUAUUUUGGCGUGCCGCUGAUGAUACUGGGAAUCGCCCUCAUGAUUCAGUUUCGCCAGCCUGGCGUCGACGUUGGCUACGUCGUCAUGUGCCAGGUCUUGAUCGCCGUGGCUGGCGGCACUCUUGUUAUUUGCGAGCAAAUGGCCGUCAUGGCUGCUGUCUCUCACCAGAACGUUGCUGUUGCGCUGGCAAUGCUGUCCAUGUUUACCAGCAUCGGGGGAGCUAUCGGGUCCAGCGUCUCUGGAGCCAUCUGGAAUGGCAUCUUUCCCAGCAAGGUGGCCGAGUAUCUGCCUCCGGAUACGAAAGACCAAGCGGCCCUCAUUGUUGGGAAUUUGUCCAAGCAGCUUGAGUAUCCCUGGGGGAGCCCGGCACGUGAGGCUAUCAUGGCUGCGUAUGGGGAUGCUCAGAGGGUUAUGCUGAGUUCGGCAACUGCCUUUGUGUGCUUGAGUAUAGUUGCCGUGGCGGUAUGGCGCGAUAUCAAGGUCAAAGACUUCAACAAGGUGAAGCAAACCGACGCAUAA
Molecule: messenger RNA, 1875 nt
Organism: Metarhizium acridum CQMa 102
Lineage: Eukaryota; Fungi; Ascomycota; Sordariomycetes; Hypocreales; Clavicipitaceae
Source: RefSeq, a predicted model, not a curated record